Prorocentrum cordatum is the source of this 1045-nucleotide messenger RNA. The record is from the annotation of a GenBank genome assembly. Lineage: Eukaryota; Dinophyceae; Prorocentrales; Prorocentraceae.
UUUCCGAACGCGCGCAGGCGCCGCGGAGCCUGCCGAGGCCCCAAAACAUGCCCGCCAACACCGCCGCGCCGCUGCUGGCGUGCUUCCGGGCGGGCGCAGGAGGAGGAGGAGGCGGAGGAGGAGGAGGAGGAGGAGGAGGAGGAGGAGGGAGGCGGAGGGGGGGGAGUUACGGAUUCGCGGGCAUUGUGACCGUGUCGGUUGCUAGACAGAUGCUGCCGAGCAUCACGCCUGGCCUGCCCAGUUGUGCUGUACGCCUUAGCAGCGCUCAAAAGGAACGCAUGGAGCAGCACAGAUGGACGUCGAGCGUGCCCAGAAAAGGUCAGGAGUCCUACCAGCGAACUAACUAACUUACCUAUCCCUCCAAAGGGCCAUUUGGGUGCUAAUAAAGGAAAUGCGCGCUGCAUUCCGGACUACCUCUGCCAACUUAUCAACCUCUUCGGGCAGACGAUGCUAAGCAAGUGCAGGCGACAACAAGCACGUAGUUCCGAACGCAGAGAUACUGGGUAAGAGAAGUCAUGCGACCUCUAAAGCAACGGUCGCGGCAAAGAAUUUGACCAUACACUUCUACUCGUUCCAAUAAUACAGCUAGCCAUAUAACUGCUCGAGCUCGCGCGAGAAGUUGAGUCAGGGGACACUUCGUAUGAGUCACCCCGUGGCGUCAGCUCGCAAGCAAGCCGUUGGUGACACUCUCUGCUCCGGUCCGCGCGAGGGCGCCGCCUUGACGCGCAGAAGGGGCGCACCGGUUGCCCUUUCGUUCUUGCUAUCGACGCCGACCUCAUGCCGCAGCCUGCGUUAGCGAGGCCAGCAGCGCAGGCGACGGCGCCGUGGGGCAGCUCGUGACGUGCAAAAACUGCGCAGCACAGGCGGCGCAGGCAGCAGCCCCGUGGGCUAGCCUGACGUGCAAAGGUGCGCCAGCAGCAGGACGGCAGGAGCUGUGGCACAGGAGCGGCCAAGAGGGGGGUGUCCAAUCAUCACCCCCCUCUUUUCCGCCCCCGAGUGGCACAGGAGUGGGGAAGUCAUGCUCGGGGGCGGCCGGGGGCUUGCC